CAAAGUUAUCUUCCUCUGCUUGUCUCUGAUUCCAGUGGAGCGCUUCCAAGAAGAGUUUGUGAUCAGUCUUCAAUACACAGAUACGUGGGAUAACUGCAUCCUGUCUUAUGCCAUAUGGGGCAGUGACUUCUUGGAAAAUCUCUCUCCUCUGGAUUAAGGUGUAUUGCAGAAAGUGACUCCCGGAUCAUCUCGGCUGCAUGAACUCUUGAGCUGUCAGGGGACUGAGAGGCUUAUGAGGAGGUUCUGUCAGGCAAAACAGUGCCUAGCAAAGACACCGAGGAGGAGGGAAAAGGAGAAAGGGGAGGGGGAGCGGAGCUGAAACACUCAAGCAAACCAUGAGAUCUAUCCGAUCUUUUGCUAAUGAUGACCGCCAUGUAAUGGUGAAACACUCAACCAUUUAUCCAUCUCCAGAGGAACUUGAAGCUGUCCAGAACAUGGUAUCGACAGUUGAAUGUGCCCUUAAACAUGUCUCUGACUGGCUGGAUGAAAAGAACAAGGCUAUGAAAAGUGAAGGAGAUGUGGAAGCAAAGGAGGAAGCUGUAGAGAGCAAUGCCAAGGAUCAAGGUGGUCGGACCUUGUGUGGUGUAAUGAGAAUUGGCUUGGUUGCAAAGGGCUUGCUGAUAAAAGAUGAUAUGGAUUUGGAGCUGGUUCUCAUGUGCAAAGAAAAACCCACAAAGACCUUGUUAUAUAUAGUCAAAGACAAUCUCCCAAUCCAAAUUCAGAAACUCACAGAGGAGAAGUACCUCGUGGAGGAGCGUGUAAAUGAGGCAGCUAUUAUUAUUCGUAACACAAAGGAGCCCAAGCUAACGCUGAAGGUGGUUCUCACGUCCCCUCUCAUUCGAGAUGAAGCCGAGAAGAAGGAUGGAGAUAAUGUUGCGAUGAAAGAUCCUCCGGACUUAUUGGACAGGCAGAAAUGCCUGGAGGCCUUGGCGUCUCUGCGGCACGCCAAAUGGUUUCAGGCCAGGGCAAAUGGACUAAAAUCAUGUGUAAUUGUCCUACGUAUUCUGCGUGAUUUGUGCAACAGAGUCCCCACGUGGGCACCACUGAAAGGAUGGCCACUAGAGCUUAUAUGUGAAAAAUCUAUAGGUACUUGCAAUAGACCCUUGGGUGCUGGAGAGGCCUUGCGACGAGUGAUGGAGUGCUUGGCGUCUGGAAUCCUGCUCCCCGGGGGCCCUGGUCUAUAUGAUCCCUGUGAGCGGGACCCAACAGAGGCCAUGUCCUAUAUGACGGUUCAGAAAAGAGAAGCCAUUACACACAGCGCUCAGCAUGCGCUCAGAUUAUCAGCCUUUGGUCAGAUCUAUAAGGUGCUGGAAAUGGACCCCCUCCCAUCAAACAAAUCAUUUCAGAAAUACUCCUGGUCAGUAGCUGACAAAGAAGGUGCAGGCUCCUCUGCUCUGAAGAGGCCAUUUGAAGAUGGAGUAGGGGAUGAUAAAGAUCCAAAUAAAAAGAUGAAGCGCAACUUGAGAAAAAUCCUAGACAGUAAAGCAAUAGAUCUCAUGAAUGCUUUGAUGAGGCUGAACCAAAUCAGGCCAGGUCUUCAGUAUAAGCUUCUGUCACAGUCUGGUCCAGUCCAUGCCCCGGUCUUCACCAUGUCUGUAGAUGUUGAUGGUACAACAUAUGAAGCAUCAGGACCUUCUAAGAAAACAGCCAAACUCCAUGUGGCAGUAAAGGUUUUACAAGCAAUGGGCUACCCCACUGGCUUUGAUGCAGACAUUGAAUGUAUGAGCUCUGAUGAAAAAUCAGAUAAUGAAGGUAAAAAUGAGACAGUGUCUUCAAUCUCAAGCAAUAAUACUGGAAAUCCUACUGUCGACACCUCCACUACCUUAGAGCAGGUAAGAACUCAGGGCCCUAUUCUCACGGCGAGUGGCAAAAACCCAGUAAUGGAGCUCAACGAAAAAAGAAGAGGUCUUAAGUAUGAGCUCAUCUCCGAGACAGGUGGGAGCCAUGAUAAGCGCUUUGUAAUGGAGGUAGAAGUAGAUGGGCAGAAGUUCAGAGGCGCAGGUCCAAAUAAGAAGGUAGCAAAAGCUAGUGCCGCCUUAGCAGCACUUGAGAAGCUGUUUUCUGGGCCAAAUGCAGCAAACAACAAGAAAAAGAAGAUUCUCCCUCAGACUAAAGGAGUUGUAAAUACAGCUGUGUCUGCAGCGGUCCAGGCUGCUCGAGGCAGAGGACGGGGUGCUUUAACGCGAGGGGCAUUUGUUGGGGCAGCCGCUGCUACUGGAUACUUAGCACCAGGCUAUGGGGCACCAUAUGGGUAUAGCACAGCUGCACCAGCCUACGGUUUACCCAAGAGAAUGGUUCUGUUACCAGUUAUGAAAUUCCCAACAUAUCCUGUUCCCCACUACUCAUUCUUUUAGCAAAUGGCAGAAGCUAAUUCCUAUUGAUUGAACAACACAGUACAGUACAGAAUGUUAGAAGAGAAAAAGCCUUUUUAUCCUGUUUUCUUUGAACACAUACUUGAGCAAAGUCAUUUGUAAAGAAACAUCUUUUCCUACUUUUUGAUUUUAACAAAAUGCAAAUUUAGUUCUCUAAAACUUGAAAAAAAUGUUCUGUGAAAUGUUACCUCAUUUUCAAAUAACUUAUACCAGCCUUCUGUUAUAGGGAAGAACUAGAAGCUUAAACCUUACAUUUUAAAUGAAGUAUUCGAUUAUGUAAAAUUAAAUUUGUGAAGGAUGUAUAGAAUAUAAAACACUGAUCACAAAUAAACUGUUUUGUCGUAACACAGAGUACUGCCUGUUUCCUAAUGCAGUCACGCAGGAUCUCAGUUAAUAACCUGUAUUUGUUGUAGGGCUACUUAAUACAGGGUGUAGUUAUUUAAAAAAGAAAAAAAAAGAAAGUCAUACAAUAGAAAUGUUUCAGUUAAAUUUUAACUUUGUAAAUAUUAAGGUGUGCAAUAAAGCUAGAAAAAUAUGGGUUUAAAUAUUGUCUUAGCUUAUUAUUUUUAUAUAUAUUUCCAAGCAUCAAUACCUUGAAAGGGUUCCCUUAGCAUCUUUAAAAUCAAGGAAGUCAGCAUACCGCAAGGCUCAGUAAGUUAGACACUGUCUUAGUUAUCCAAGAAGGCUUAUCAUUUGUAUAGAAAAUGCUGAAAAAGAAAACAAAGGGAAUUAUUAACAUUAGAUGGUCUCUUUGUAUUCAGUUAUACUGUGUGAAGCUUGUAUUAAACAAGGGAAAUUCCCAUACAAAGACCUUGUUAUGUACGCAGAAUACGUAGUUAAGUCUGUAUUGCCCAGAGAAAGGACAAUAAUAAUGUUAUAAGUUCUUUAGAGUUCAAAAGUUGGUUUCUUUUUUUUACAAAAAAAUAAAUGAAUAAGUUGC
Messenger RNA from Alligator sinensis (Chinese alligator), 3312 nucleotides. RefSeq names its product spermatid perinuclear RNA binding protein (gene STRBP). The record is from RefSeq and is a predicted model, not a curated record. Lineage: Eukaryota; Metazoa; Chordata; Crocodylia; Alligatoridae. Gene Ontology annotation, cellular component: precatalytic spliceosome. The transcript has 19 exons. Gene Ontology annotation, molecular function: double-stranded RNA binding; single-stranded RNA binding. The coding region runs from base 336 to 2354 and encodes 672 amino acids.